Molecule: messenger RNA, 1231 nt
Organism: Grammomys surdaster
Lineage: Eukaryota; Metazoa; Chordata; Mammalia; Rodentia; Muridae
Gene: Cript
Product: CXXC repeat containing interactor of PDZ3 domain
Exons: 5
Coding region: 88-393 (101 amino acids)
Biological process (GO): cytoplasmic microtubule organization
Cellular component (GO): dendrite
Molecular function (GO): microtubule binding; PDZ domain binding
Source: RefSeq, a predicted model, not a curated record
AGGAAGUCUUCUCAGCUGUGUUGUUGAUUAUUUUGGCAGCUGCCUCGGCUUUGCGGGUUGAGGGGGAUAGGGACACCCCGUGGAAGAAUGGUGUGUGAAAAGUGUGAAAAGAAACUUGGCAGAGUUAUCACUCCAGACACAUGGAAGGAUGGUGCCCGGAACACCACAGAAAGUGGUGGAAGGAAGCUGAACGAAAAUAAAGCUCUGACUUCAAAAAAAGCAAGGUUUGAUCCAUAUGGAAAGAAUAAGUUCUCCACUUGCAGAAUUUGUAAAAGCUCUGUUCACCAGCCAGGUUCUCAUUACUGUCAAGGCUGUGCCUACAAAAAGGGCAUCUGUGCGAUGUGUGGCAAAAAGGUUCUGGAUACCAAAAACUACAAGCAGACCUCUGUCUAGAUAUGUUGAUGAAGAUUCUGAGUCCACGAUUGUACUUUGUGCUUCAACUGUCAAGGCAUAGCACAGAUGUCCGUCUUACAAGAUAACCUGUCUGAAGAUGAAAGACUCAGUCUGAAGCAGGGUGGCUGAUCAGUAUUGAUUUGUCUGCUCUCAUGAAAUUUUGAACAGCAAAUGAUAUAACCAGUGUUCUGCCUUAAGUGGUUAUUUUCCUUGUGAGCAUUUUACUGAACUAGAUAAGUGACAGAAUUAAUGUUCCUGACUUCCGUACGCACUGUCUACUCAAAAUAUUUAUAUACUUAAUGAAUAAGGUGUUCCCAGCUUCUGUACGCACUGUCUACUCAACAUUGUCCAUAUAAUUCUUAUCUGAUCCAUGCAUUUUAUUUAUAGAUAUUGCAAAUGUGAAAUUACUGAUCCUUUUCUUGGAAUGUGACAUCCAGACUUCAGAUUUCUCUCUUAUUCACAAACAUCACAGUUCUUAGAGUAAGCAGCACCUUAGUUAAGUGCAUUUUCAUGAGCUAUAAAUGUUUGAGACCAUUAUUGCAGAGUGGUUCCUUAGUGACCAGUCCUGUUGCAAGUCUAAGACAAGUUGCAUUUUUUAUUUAAAUUUGCUGUUGAUGCUGUCGUGCAGUUCCUUUCACGUGUGACUGAGGGCCAUGGGGCCCGACCGUCCAGGCUUGCACUGAAGUUCAGAGAUGUGCAUUCUCAGCAUCAUCUUACAAUCAAAUGGGGAUAGAUUUCUUCUGUUUUGGAAUGUUCUUUGAAGCAGGAAACAAAACUUUCCUUAACUUCCCCCCACUCCCGCUGCCACUCCCUCAGAAAUAAAGCAAGCGUCCUGGCC